This is a messenger RNA of Lodderomyces pseudojiufengensis, 360 nucleotides long. RefSeq lists its product as uncharacterized. The coding region runs from base 1 to 360 and encodes 119 amino acids. NCBI's taxonomy places the organism in Eukaryota, Fungi, Ascomycota, Pichiomycetes, Serinales, Debaryomycetaceae. The record is from RefSeq and is a predicted model, not a curated record. The transcript has a single exon.
AUGAGAAAUUUCUGUCAUAAACUACGAUUCAACUUUAAUUAUUUUUGUAUCAGGACAAGACAGAAGUAUUAUAGUUUAGAUAAAAAUCCUAGAGUCAUUAAAUCAAGAAUUUCAAAUCAUCCAUUUAUAUCAUUACGAACAUAUCAAUAUUAUAAUCAAUUUACUGAUUUCAAAUUAUUCUUAUCAAUAAAUGGUUAUUAUGAUGAAGAAGAAUUUAAAAAUGAUUCAUUAGAUUUAGCUAGUUCAAAAUUAUAUGAUUAUAUGAAAUCAAUGAGUUUCUCAACAUUACCUACAACUUCAAAUGUUGCUGUUGUUGCUGCUAUUGAUGAAUUACUAGCUGAUGAAACUAUUGGAAAAUAG